Messenger RNA from Cyprinus carpio (common carp), 827 nucleotides. RefSeq names its product histone H3.3A. The coding region runs from base 146 to 556 and encodes 136 amino acids. Gene Ontology annotation, molecular function: DNA binding; protein heterodimerization activity; structural constituent of chromatin. The transcript has 4 exons. The record is from RefSeq and is a predicted model, not a curated record. Gene Ontology annotation, cellular component: nucleosome. Lineage: Eukaryota; Metazoa; Chordata; Actinopteri; Cypriniformes; Cyprinidae.
UGUUAAACCAAUGAGAUUCGAAAACGUAACUUGUGGGCGUGUCUAAGCGACGAGCCAUAGAAACAUAUAAAUAGAAGCCCAACCCUCAUAUUUUCAAAUACGAGAUACUACGUGGGAGAGAUCGUGGUUUCAAGACUGAGAAACAAUGGCUCGAACCAAGCAGACCGCGCGUAAAUCAACCGGAGGAAAGGCGCCAAGAAAACAGCUGGCGACCAAAGCCGCUCGGAAGAGCGCGCCCUCUACCGGCGGAGUCAAGAAGCCGCACAGAUACAGGCCCGGAACUGUUGCUCUGAGAGAGAUUCGUCGUUAUCAGAAGUCAACAGAGCUGCUCAUCCGCAAGCUGCCGUUUCAGCGUCUGGUUCGGGAGAUCGCGCAGGACUUCAAAACCGAUCUGAGGUUCCAGAGUGCAGCCAUUGGUGCACUUCAGGAAGCAAGCGAGGCCUACCUUGUCGGUCUGUUUGAGGACACUAACUUGUGUGCCAUUCAUGCCAAGAGAGUCACAAUCAUGCCCAAGGAUAUCCAGCUUGCAAGGCGAAUCAGAGGAGAGAGGGCCUAAUUUUCAUUUCACAAAUCUUUUUUUAAUUUCUUUUUUUUUUAUCCUUUUUAUUUUAACUUUUAAUGAGAAACACUCAAAGUAAAAGCGAUGGAUUUGUACAUUGGAGUCAUUUUGUAAAUCAUUCCUUACAGACUCAGGUUUUUAAAGUGAGUGUCUAGAUUAACCCUUGUAGAGCUCGUCGUGAAGCAGCUUUAGUUGCAUGCUUUAAUGUAUUUAUCACUUCUCUUUUACAUUGAUCAUUGGGUUGUAAAUAAAAUUACUCUACCUCAAA